Molecule: messenger RNA, 8445 nt
Organism: Melopsittacus undulatus (budgerigar)
Lineage: Eukaryota; Metazoa; Chordata; Aves; Psittaciformes; Psittaculidae
Gene: CEP97
Product: centrosomal protein 97
Exons: 11
Coding region: 337-2919 (860 amino acids)
Molecular function (GO): protein binding
Source: RefSeq, a predicted model, not a curated record
UCCCACACGAGCGGCAGUCAGGAGAAAGAGGAAGAGAGGAUGAUGGGAAACUGCAUUCCGUGCGCCGCGCGCUGCACGCCGGGACGACCACCCCCGCGCAGGGCCUGACGGGAGUGGGGAGAAGAGCAAUCCUCAGCUGAAGGAGCGGGCAAGGGGGUAUUCUAGGCUUUCACGCUGCCCGGGUUUCCACUAGCUGGUUAAAAUCCUGCCGGGCAGUUCCAUAGGUGGAACUUUCCGCCCUACCUUGAAUAAAAGACUCAUCAUUCUCAUUGCGGAACAAGACAUCCAAUCACCGUCUGGCGCCCGUUUUCCUGGCGGCGUUGGCAAGUGGGAAGUAUGGCGUCGACAGGGGUUGCGGCAAGGACUGAGGCUGUCUCGCCAGUUGGAGGGGGUUUGGUAGUCAACUGGUCAAGUCAAGGACUGCAAAAACUGGGUCCGGCAUUACCCUGUGAUGCUGAUACUCACACUCUGAUUCUGGACAAAAACCAGAUAAUUAAAUUAGAACACUUGGAGAAAUGCAGGAAUUUGAUGCAGCUCUCUGUAGCCAACAACCGGUUGGUGCGCAUGAUGGGUGUAGCAAAACUGACUAAUCUCCGGGUGCUAAACUUGCCUCAUAAUAGCAUUGGGUAUGUGGAAGGACUGAAGGAUUUGGUGCACCUAGAAUGGCUGAACUUGGCAGGAAAUAACCUUAAGGCCAUUGAACAAAUCAAUUCCUGUCUGUCUCUUCAGCAUCUUGAUUUGUCAGACAACAAUAUAGCUCAAUUAGGUGAUCUCUCCAAGCUGAAGUUGCUGAAGACUCUGUUGCUACAUGGAAAUAUUAUAACUUCACUUCGCACUGCCCCUGUUUGUCUGCCUCAGAAUCUGACUGUUUUUUCUUUGGCAGAAAAUGAAAUCAGAGACUUAAAUGAGGUUUCCUUCCUGACCUCUCUCCGUCAGUUGGAACAAUUGUCAAUUAUGAACAAUCCUUGUGUGAUGGCCACACCUUCUAUCCCUGGCUUUGACUACAGGCCAUAUAUUGUCAGCUGGUGUCUGAGCCUUAAAGUUCUAGAUGGAUAUGUGAUUUCUCAGAAGGAAAGUUUGAAAGCAGAAUGGCUCUACAGUCAAGGUAAAGGCAGAUCAUACCGACCUGGGCAACAUGUUCAGCUAGUGCAGUACUUGGCUGUUGUUUGUCCUCUUAUAUCUACAUAUGGUCUCCAGACUGAAGAGGAUGCCAAACUGGAAAAAGUACUGAGUAAGCAAAGGUUUCACCAGAGGCAGCUGAUGCAUCAAAACCAAAAUGAAGGACCACCUACAUCUACUCCCGAAAAAACACCGCCAGUCACUCAUGAGCACAGCAGUCCAGCCCAGCCACCACAGAUAGUUCUUGAAAGGGAACCUAUGAUCCAGAAGAAUUCUUGGAUUGGACCAAGUGCAAACGAUGAUCAUUCCUGUGCAGUAAAGAACACUUCUCUUCUUGAAAGAAGCUUUCACAAGGAGCUAUACCUCGAAGAUAUACAGACUGAUGAAGACAGACUAAACAGCAGCCUUUUAUCAUCAGAGUCUACUUUCAUGCCAGUUGCUUCAGGAUUGUCUCCAGUGACUCCUGCUUCAGACUUGAAGCUAGAUGGAAUCAGUCUGGGCUUAGAAGAUGAUGGUAAUACAGUGACUGCAUGUGUGAAGGAUGUUAAUAGCAGAGAAACAACUAACAAUCAAGAAGCUUCAUGUGUUACAAGACAACACUCUAACAGAGCAGUGGGACGUGUAGAAACUCAAGAGAAUACCAAAGAGAGUAUUCUGUUGCCUUCUAAUCCAGUAACAGAUGGCCUGACUGCUAAUACUAGCAACUGUUCAGCAUCCUCUGGAGACCAAGUUCUACACAGUCACCCCAGCACCUCAGUAGACAUUGAACCAGGAGUUACAACUCUCUGUCCUGACCAGAUGACAGGAGAAAGUUCUGAUUCAUUAGCUGUUGUUGAUCAAAGUGCAGCUGAACUGCAAAGAAUGACUAAAGCAGCUACCAAGCUUCAAGCCUGCUGGAGAGGUUUUUAUACAAGGAACUAUCAUCUCCAAGCCAAGGAAGUGCGCUCUGAAAUUCGAUUAAACAGAAUGCAGGAGCACAUAAUUUGCUUAACUGAUGAAAUAGAAAAACUGAGAAAAGAGAAAGAGGAAGACAAGAUUCAGAGGCUUGUACAGGAGGAAGCUGUCAGAUUUCUUUGGAGCCAGGUUAAAUCCCUUCAACAGUGGCAGCUUUCAGUGACACAAAAUUUAGGUGCCACUUGGCAACCUAGGAUCCCGUCAGCCAGUACUUUCUGUCCCUCUGAACCAUCUAUUCAGUCAUCCACACUUAAGCAAGAAACCCCAGCAAAUGUUAGUUCUGCUUGGUUAGUUCCAGCUAAUGACGUUCUUCAAGAAAAGUCUUUUUUGCAGUUCCCAGAUUCUGGUUUUCAUUCGUCUGCAGCUGAUCAGACUCAUACUGGUGACUUGUGUAGCUGUGAGAAGAGUUUAGCAGAAGGGACUGAGAGCUCUCUUUCACUGGACACUGUCAAACAAUGUGGCAAUUCUGUUUCAGCAUAUUCUUCAGAUGCAGAAGAUGUCCAUGGGAAAUGUGGGCAAAGUAAAGAGAGCUUUACUGGUGAGCAGGACAACACACUAAUACAAGAGUAUUUGAAAUCUGUUCAGCAGCUGGAAGAGGCUGAGGAAGGGACAAAUUGCAAUGAUGAAACAGAGGGUAGAUGGCUACAAAUCACUGUUCCAGCAGAAAGCCAAGAUUCUUCAUCUGACACUGUCCUUACAGAUCUCCCUCAGGAUACAUCUUCUCCUGUCCAAGGUGAAAUCAGUCAGACACCAGACAGCUGCAAACUGAAUUCAGGAAUAGUAGAAGGGAAGCAAACGGACUGUGAUUCUUCGUUUCAGUUGCUGCAUGUUGGAAUAGCUGUAUAAUAGGCUCAGUUUCACAAAGGACUGGGGAUUCCAUUUUACUUCCUUUCUUUUUCCCAUUUGUACAAAACUUACUUUUUGUGUGCUGUUUCAGAUUUUGCUUCAUGUUAUUAAUUUGUUUUAGUUAGUAUUUUAUUAAUGUUGCUAAGGACUGACACUAUGCUAACCUGAAAUCAGCAAAGUUCUCUGUGACAAUCAUGCACUUUAUUUUCAAACAUAAAACUGGUAUCCUAAUAACUGGCUUCCAUUCAAUUAAUUCUGGAGGUUGGAGGUGGGGGUAGUGUUUCCUGUAAAUUCACAUAAGUGAAUUUGUUAAUAAGUCUUUAAAUUUUUUCUGAAGUACAGGAUUGAGUGCUUACUUUGCUAAGAGAAUGAAACAAAAUAGGAAGAAACAGAGUCAAUGGAGUCAAUAUAGGCACUGUAUGUGUGUAUGGAUACAACCUGAUAAUAAAGAUGACAGCAGUUGCCUUUCAGACUUUUUGACUUUAGUAAGAGUAGUUUGGUCAGUGUUUCAAAGAUUCGUUCCAUGAAAACAGUGUCCGUGUCAGUGACUUCUUCUUGUACUUAAUUGAAACUGCUGGCUAGGAAUUAGGUCAUUUAUAUACGUACUGACACAAGGACUACAGCAGGUAAGACCUUGGGGAUGUUUGCCCUGGGAUUGAGUUUCCCUGCUUUCUCAGGUACGACUCAAAGUGGAACCAGUAGCAGCUUUUACUGAAUAAAGAAUUUCAGAAGGGCAUAUGAUUUGGGAACAUCAUAUCCGAGACUGCACUGCUGGGUUACAGCAGCAGACUUGGUAACAUGUUUUGCUUCCACAAGGAUGCUAAUGUCAUUGUGGAAUUUGGAUCUGCAUGGCUUUCAGGACCAUAUUGUGUUUGAUGGAUCACAACUACUUCUAUCUACAGGUAUAAAUAUGGCAAAUGCCGUGGCUUAAAAUAAUUUCUUGACAUCUAUGUCGAGUUUUCUGUUAUUUUCUCUGUAUUUCUGUUAUUUGAUAUUGUAAUUAGAUGUGGUUAAAAAGUUGUUUCUUCCCUAUUGGCAAAUGUGCUAAGUUACCUAGGUUAUGCUUCCAUUUAAAUACUGGGCAAAGCAAUAGGGUUCGUACAUUGCCUAGCCAUUGCUAUCUUGGUUUCAGGGUUUGUUUUUUUUUUAGUGGGAAAAGAUCAGGUAUCUCAGUGUACUGCAAAAGUGACAAGGGAAAUCUGUUUUGCCAUGUAAUUUGUGAUGGACACUAGUAAAAUAAGAGGUGAUGUUGUGACUUCUAGGGGUCAGUUCAGUUUGCUAAUACUGCAUUUUGCAAUGCGUACUGGAAGGCCAGUGGUUCAGUAGUUUGCUAAUGCUCACUUCUUUGAUAUAAAGGCACAUGCAUAUUCUAAUUCUCUGAAUCCACAGGUUAACUUCCGGUGCUAUGGUGUCAUUAAAAUAAACUAGUGCUGUUUUCAAGUGACUUUUAUGGUAAUGAUACUAUGUAAAGUAACAUAAUUUCUGUAAAAGCUUUGGUUGCUUGUCUGUUUUAGGUUCUGAGCUGAAAUUUACCACUACUCAGGAGUUCAGUUUAAGGCCUCAAAAUAGCCAUUAUUUAGAAUAUAAAUAGUGUAUUGGACUUGUACCAACUAUCUGACAAGUGGUGAAGUUCACCUUGGAAGAAUAAAGCUUGCCUUUGUAUAUAGAGUAGCUAUCAUCUCUUUUUCCCCACCCCCAAAAAAGUCUAGAGCACUGACUUCCCUAAAGGGCUGUUGCUGCAGUCAAGCUGACAUUCGACUGUACCUUGCAUUAAGUGUUUAAGAAAAAAAAACAGCUGAGCUGUUACGUUCUUAAUGUGCUAUCUAACUCAGUCUAGCUACAACAUAGAAUCAUAGAAUAGUUAGGGUUGGAAAGGACCUCAAGAUCAUCUAGUUCCAACCCCCCUGCCAUGGGCAGGGACACCUCACACUAAACCAUAUCACCCAAGGCUUCAUCCAACCUGCCAGGGAUGGAGCAUUCACCACCUCCCUGGGCAACCCAUCCCAGUACCUCACCACCCUAAAAGUAAAGAAUUUCUUCGUUUGUAGCAUAACCAUAUUAUAAUUAGAUCUUAGAACAUUAGUGUGCUUGUGUAUUAAAAGUAGUACAGGUGCAUUAAUGUAUCACAACAUCUAAAUAACUGUUCAAAGAAGCAUGUAGUCUACAUGAUCAUACCAUUGUCCUGAAGGUUCUCACCUUGUAUUUUAAUCUGCCAUGCUUGGAGAUGCCUGUAGUUCAUAGGAAUUGGCUCAAAAAAAAUCUCAUGUAAACCUUUAAGGAGACUCUCUUUUGGGUUUUGAAAGAGAAAUUAUUUCUGUCUGCAAAACAGGCCUCUUUGGGGCAGUGAUCAGGUGUAAUAAAACAGAAAGUUCUUUUUCAUGGCAUAAUGCUGUAUUAGCACAUGCAAAACUUGGCAGAAACUAGACCACUGUCUGGAUAAAAUGUUUCACUUACUGAAGACAGUGAGGGACCAUGUAUAUUUUGCUAUUUUGGAUUAUUGUCACUUUUGCUGCAGAAUUAGAGGACAUACAACUUUAAUUUUGGAGGUGUCAAAGGGGGAAAAUUUGGUAAAACUUUUUAUGGAAGCCCUAGAUAUUUCUUGACAUUUCCCCUUUUGCUAAGGGUGUGUAUACAUGAACACAAGAUGGCUUAUUUUAACUGACGACUAAGUCAACUGUUGGCUUUUUUAAAAUUGUAACUGGUAUAUUCAAAAGUGAUUUUUAUGGAGGUACAGCAAAAUGUGUACAAGCAUAUCAUCAGCUUUAUCAUACACCUUUGGGGAAGCUGUGCAAUAUGAUAUUCUGAUGUUCUGAAACCUUGAAUGUAUAGAAGUUGAGUUGCCGAAAUAUACAGAAAUCACAAAGAAUUAUGAAGUUUGGUAGUAAUUUUUACAGGUUUACAUGUAAUUAGUCUGUAUAUACACAAAACAUUUUCAUCCAGACCAUUAAAAUACAUUCAGGGAAAGAUAAAAUGGGGGAUAGCGUGGAAGAAUAAGGAAUCAAACUGGAUGGGUAUUUAAAAAUGGCUUCCUCCCCCUCCCCCCCCCAGUCUGUUUUGAGCUCUCACAUUGUGAUAUGGAAGUAUCAUAGUUUAAUAUAUGGCUUAACACUUAUUCACUUUUUCUUCAUUGUCUGUAUGUUUUCUUUAUGUAUGUAAUAUUCUUUUACCUGGAUAGGGAUGCCCAGGUCCCUUUUGGAGAUGAUGGAAGUUUCAUAAAGGAAUUAGAAGACCUAUCAUAUGAAAAUGCAUUUCUGAAAUUUUCCUCUUUUAAUAUGGUAUGUCUUUCAGCAUUUUCCUUUUGCAAGGCUUCGUAUUUGUUAGAUGACUGUACUUUGCAGAAGGAAAGCUUGUCUGUUGUAUUUUUGUUCAGGGUCGAUGCAAGAGAUUUCUAAUGGUUAUUUCUCAAGCAAUGUUGUCAGCUCUGCUGUGAGUACAGUUCAAGCACUUCUGUAAUUCCCUUCAGAAAAAUCAGCUGAAUAUAGCUCAGAUUAACUAUUUAAUCUGUGCCAUGCAAGUAGUUUUGCCCCAGAUGAGGUGGUCAGCACAUGCAAACCUUUUUCAGGUAGUCUAUGGCAGAAAUUACUUUUGCUUUAUUUCCUGAAGGUAAGGACCUGGAGGAAGGUGGAAAUGCAUUUAUAUGUGUUUUCAGGUUUAGUCUGUGAUGGUAAUACCAGCUGCUUUAUGAUUGCUGUUUCAGUUUUCUCACAAUUAUUUUCAUAGUUUAUACAUUUUAGUCUUUCAUGUAAUGAAGAAUGCUUUUUUUUUUCUACUUCAUGCAGUAUAAAUAUUUGAUAGAUGCUGUUCUGGAUGGUAUUUGGAAAGGUAGAAGAAUAUCAUGAAAGCAGGUCUGUUCGCAUUUUGUAUUUCAAGUUUACUUUAAGGUACUUUGUAUUAUCUCCUCUAUGGUUAGGUAACUUCAUUACAAAAGAAUACAACAGAGCAAUGCCUUAUUAACAACAGCAAGUAAACUUUCUGCCUCUUCCAUGAGCUGAGUUUAAUGGUCACAACUGGUUUUAGUACUGAAAUAUGUAAUUUAAAUGAAUGGGAAAUUUAACUUCUGAAUUAAAGCAGCAACUGUGAUGUGUUUGUUUUGUUGGAAUUGGUUUUUGUGGGGGGAGGUUGUUUUGGUGAUCAGUGUUUUGGGUUUCCUUUUGUGACUAUUCCUGUGUGGUGCUAUUUUAUAAGCAAAGAGUGUGUGGCAAGGAUGGAAUUUUUGAAAGGGACUGCAUAUUGGCCUAGCUCUGCUUUCAUUUCCUUAAAAGUAAGGUCCUGCUUGAGUCUUUGUGAACUGGCUGCCUAAAUUGGGUUUUUAUCAUAUUUACAUCUCCAGAAGAAAUUUCUUGCUAGAAAGCAAGAAGACAUUAAGACUGAAAAAAAAAAAUUGUUGCUUCUAAAACACGAAUAUCUUUCACCAAAUACUUUGAGGAAUUCCUUGUUAAAAUAAACUGCAGAAACCUAACUGUUUGUAGUAAAGUUCCUUAAACAACCGUAGGUUCUACUGAUUGUAUGCAGCAAUUUAAAUAAUGCACUUAGCAGCCAGUCUGCAUGUAUAUAAAAAAACAAGUUUGGGGUUUUUUUUCCUGAAUAAUGUUUGUAUCUCAUUGUACCUGCUUGCAAGUUGGUCCUGGCUUUUCUGAAGUUGUAUAUAUUGUCUCAAGAACUCCAGUCUUAAAUUUCUACUUGUAUCUUCAAUUUUUGUUCAUCAAACACUUUGCUACAUUCCUUUGAGACUACCUGGCUACUUUUUAACUGGACUUGAAGUUACAAUGUGUCUCUCACAGAUACACUUUUUCCUGAGAGGAUAGAAUUGUAGCAUUUAGCCCAGGGUCCCAGUGACAAUAUAAUAUAAAAAAAAAAAAGCUGAUCAGUUCACCCGCUUUUAGCUAGCGGGAGAGAGGCUCUUUCCUGUUCUAUUAAUUGUUGUUUUUUUUUUUUCUUGAGGACUGUGCAACCCAAAUAAAUAAGAAUCAAGCAUUCAUUAAGUCUUUUUUUCAUAGUUCCAGGGUGGUUUUUUUCCCCAGUUUGGCUUUCUAGAACAAGAGAAAACACUUGUUUUCUAUAUGCCUGCCAGAAAGUUAGGAUUUCUGUCUAUUUUUAAGUGCUUUCUUUAUGUCAGUAAUGGAAAAAGCACAGGAUCCUUUACUUGCAAAAGCGUAAAAUAGUGUUUAUCAGGAAGGGUGCUUUAUCUCCUAGUAAGUGCCACACUCGCAAUAGGAAACUACUUUUCUGGCUUCAUUACAUGUACAAGUAUAUGGGACAAAUUCACUUGUAGCAUAAUUCUACUGAACUAGAUUUUGUUGAGUCUUUCACAGUAAUGUUCUACCUCUAAACUAUAAUCUGAAAAAUUAACAAUUAGGUGUUGAUUUUCUACUUCUCACUAUUUUCUGUGAAGAAUGGUGGGUGGUUAAAUUGGUACAGUUGGUAUAUUUUCUAUAAGUGUUUACAUUUCUGGAAUUGUUUCUUAAAUAUUUUGUUUGUACCUCUGAGUUUUGAAAUUUAAAUAAAUUAUUUGUAUGCUUGUUGAAA